This is a messenger RNA of Racocetra fulgida, 305 nucleotides long. Lineage: Eukaryota; Fungi; Glomeromycota; Glomeromycetes; Diversisporales; Gigasporaceae. The record is from the annotation of a GenBank genome assembly.
AUCUUUCUAGUCCAGAAGCACAAUACCAAGAGGUUGAAAUAAUGGAAGAUGAUUGUAUUUACGAUAUCUUAAGAAAAAUGGACCGCCUAUAUCUCUUACCAUACAAAGUAACUAUUCUGGUCACACCGAAUAAUAAAUUCAAUUCUAAAGAGACCAUUACUACCACCACCGAAUUAAAUGCAUGGGAUAUUUGUUUUUCUCAUGAUUUUUCUCAACCAAAAUGUCAGUUUUUUGGUUUUUUAGUUCAAAACAUGGACCAUCAUUAUGCUACUCUAAUUGAAUUUUGUAGAAAGUGUAAUCGCUGA